Neodiprion virginianus is the source of this 1791-nucleotide messenger RNA. RefSeq names its product protein Abitram. Gene Ontology annotation, molecular function: actin monomer binding; actin filament binding. Gene Ontology annotation, biological process: regulation of actin filament polymerization; regulation of filopodium assembly; dendrite morphogenesis. The record is from RefSeq and is a predicted model, not a curated record. Gene Ontology annotation, cellular component: filopodium tip; nucleus; dendrite. Bases 476 to 1171 code for a protein of 231 amino acids. The transcript is spliced from 3 exons. NCBI's taxonomy places the organism in Eukaryota, Metazoa, Arthropoda, Insecta, Hymenoptera, Diprionidae.
UCAAGUUACGUUUCUCCGCGUUUUCUCCACCCGUAACUUGACCGUCACCGCUUUUGCCAUGGACAUUUGAAAUUCACACAAAUGCUCGCCCUCUGUUGUCGAUAUCUCGCUUGGUUUGCCUGGGUUUAUACUGAUGCGUGAAUAUUUCCGAAAUUUGAAACACAUCGAAAAGAGUGAGGUUAGAUUUCCAUUCAGAUAAUUGCGUAAUAGACUUAAUUUGCGAACAGAUUAUUACGAUGCCGCGUGAAUUAGCCCCUCACAAUGCCGCGUGUAAUGAUAUAUUCGCAGAGUUUCAAGAAUGUCAAGCAGAGCACUCGGUCGGCAAAUUUUUCGGCUACUGCACAACCCUUCACAACGCUCUGAGGAAGUGCUUGAAAUCUCAGAGGCGCAUCAAGCAGGCUGAAAAUUUGAAACAAUCCAAAGUAUUGCACGCCAGGAUUCAAGCAAGGUUACGCGAACAGGAAGACGAAAUAUAAUGAAUCAUGAACUGCCCACUGAUAGCCCGGAACCUGAAGUUAAAAGGAGAAAGGUGUCCGAAAUGAAUAAAGCUCAAUCAUUAGAACAUGCAGUGAGAGAAACUGAGGAAAAACGAUCAAUUCCUAUUGAAGAUUCAGAAGCGAUAGAGAAUAGAAAAGAGUUACAUAUUUUGAACAGUUUUAAGCCGACACCUGCAUUUCCCAAUGUUACGGAACGUUACUUGACCCCAUAUUAUUAUGUGAAUGAAGAAUCACCAGGUGACGAUACUUGUAUUUGGGUUCACAGUAAUCGUAUUUGUUUGAUUAGUUUAGCACCAAGUCAUGAUAUUAUUAAAAUGCAGAAAAAUAUUAAGUGUAUCAAUUUCAAAGUCACUGAAAAGUUGGAUCGGGCAUCGAAUAAGGUAUCAGGUAAAAGUAAACAUGGUGCACAGCCCCUGCAACCUUCUUCUACCAUUUGUUCAAUAGAGUGUGAGCAUGGUGGAAAUUAUUCUGUCAAAUGUAACAUGACUGGAAAAUUAAUGGAGAUCAAUGACGCACUGCUGAAAAAACCAGAGCUCUUGUUUGAGCCACCACACAGAGGAGGGUAUCUUGCAAUUGCUUUACCCAAUAUUAAUCGAUUUGAAAUAUUAACAACAGAAUUACUAUCCCAAGAAAGGUACAAUGCCAAGAUGGCCAUAAGACAAACAGCUACGUGAUGAAAGAAUGAAACUUCUUGUACAUAAAUCUAUUUCCUCUCCUUCAAAUUGCACAAUGUUAGGUAAUCUUCAAAACUCAAAUUUCAAAAAACAAAUUGAAUACAUCAGGAAAUUUGUAAAAUUCAUGCGCAGCUGUUAUAUCUAGAGUUCAAUGACUUACUGAUCCGAAAAAAUUUCUUUAAAAAUUUAGUUCUUAGUAAUAUGGCAGAUUGCCUCCGUUCAUCAAUUCAAUUUCUUUCAUGUCAUCUGAAUGGGUUUUAAGCAAUAAUUUGUGUAGCUGUGUUCUCUAUCUUAUGAAUUAUCAAUACACAUACACUCAUUUAUUCAUUGUUGAACAUUAUUGCGACGGAAGCAGUAAUUUUACCUCUCAUUCAAGGAUCAACGUUCAGCAACCAAUAAGUGACCUUGUAGACUUGUAUAGAUGGUUGGCACUUGAGUAUUACUUAUUAGGAACAUUCUGAUUUAUAAUUUUCUAUUAAUACGAUUUAUCAUGUUGAAUAAUAAUAGGCAAGAGUCAAUUUCCUUUAUUAUCUGUUUUCAAUCACAAGAUCCACACGUUCAUACAAUCCAUACAAUAAACUAAUUCUUCUAUAAUAAAUAGAUCGGAAUAUUUCCAUGUA